Trachymyrmex cornetzi is the source of this 576-nucleotide messenger RNA. RefSeq lists its product as uncharacterized. Bases 1 to 576 code for a protein of 191 amino acids. The record is from RefSeq and is a predicted model, not a curated record. NCBI's taxonomy places the organism in Eukaryota, Metazoa, Arthropoda, Insecta, Hymenoptera, Formicidae. The transcript has a single exon.
AUGGACACCUCAAGAUGGACAAUAACCAAGAAAUUAAAGAAUGUCAGGGAAUACAAAUAUCUGGGAAUAAUAUUCGACAAAACAAGGACCGAUAAAAAAGAAAUUAAUUCAAGAAUUAUACAGGCAAGAAGAGCGAUACGAUAUCUCGAUGAUAUUUUAUGGAGUAGGGAGAUAUCAAAGAAAAGGAAGUAUAUUUACGAAACCAUGAUCAAGAGUAGUCUGUUAUACGGGGUGGAAACGUGGAGAGUAACAGAAAGAAACCGGAGAAAACCAGCAGUAGAAAUAGACGCAAUUAGAAAAGCGUUAAGAAUAUCUAGAAGAGACUGGAUAAGAAAUGAAGAAAUUAAGAACCGCAUGGGGAUAGAAGGGACAAUUGCGGAAGCUAUAGAGAAAAGAAAACUGAUUUGGUACGGACAUAUAAACAGCAUGGGAAAAGGGAGACUCCUAAAACAGUGUCUAGAGUGGCAAUCCCCAGAAUAUCGGAAACGAGGAAGCCCGAAAACAAACUGGACGACGAACGAAAGAACAGAAAGCGAUAACUGCAAGAGACCUCAGAGACGACCAAUGGAGGAAUAG